Messenger RNA from Drepanopeziza brunnea f. sp. 'multigermtubi' MB_m1, 2334 nucleotides. Lineage: Eukaryota; Fungi; Ascomycota; Leotiomycetes; Helotiales; Drepanopezizaceae. The record is from RefSeq and is a predicted model, not a curated record.
AUGAACCACCAAAGCAACAAGUAUUCACCAGAUAGCCAGAGCCCAAACUCUCGACUGCCGGUGGCAUCAUUCGGGACUGCGCGCCCGCGAGACACAUCUCCACCACAGCAGUUGAGUUCGGCAGCCUCCUACGCAGAUCUCCAGUUUCUCUAUGGAAUCCAAGACGCGACCAUGAACGCACCUAAACCCAAUCGCAACAGACGGUCAUCCAAUACAAGCUCGGACCAGAUGAAGCAUCGCCGAACAAGAAGUGGCUGCUACACGUGUCGGUCACGCCGUGUCAAGGUCAGAGACUCCAACUCAUCCUUGGUGACCUGCGACGAGGGUCAUCCAAUCUGCGAGAGGUGCAAGAAAGGUGGCCGAGAAUGCGUCUAUCCAGAAACUUCAACCUCAGCAAAGGCCUCGAAAAAGGCAGGUUCAAAAACCGAUGUGACACCACAGGACUAUCCGGGAUCGUCAUCCGACGAGUAUGACGAAGAGAAGCGACUAAACGCAAUACCGGACGAAGACGAAAGCCUGGGCGGCGACAGACGUUCUCAGCGCAUGUCAGAAUACGGAAUGCAACCGAGCAGCACCAUUCAGUCGUUAGGCGCACAGAUGGGCGUGACUAGACACAGUUCCGAGACUCCUUCGUUGGUGCAGGACAAAGCUUCAUCACCCACGCCAUCUACAGAAGGAUCCGUGGGAUACCACACGGCCGGCAUAUUCAGAGCGAACAGAACAGCAAAGCAACCUGGAUCGAGCCCAGAGACCCCGAGGAGCGACUGGUCACAUCUCCCUCUCGACCUUCAACUCUACCUCGCUUACUUUUACGAAAACAUCACGCAUCUCCACUACUCCCUGAAAACCGACUUGAGAGACUUCUUGCAAACGACUUUUCUUGAGGCUGCUUUCAGGAACGAGUCAUUACUAUACGCAGUGGUCGGAUUCUCCGCGUUUCAGCGAACGUUGCACACCCCGGACGGCAAAAUACAAGAUUUUCUCCAAUAUUACAACAAGGCCGUGUCUUUACUCCUCAACUCGCUUCAGAGGGGGGAGAAGCAUACCCAUGGCACGAUACUCGCAAUCCUCCAGCUGGCAACGAUUGAGGAAUUCCUGGGAGACUGGAUCAACCUACUCGGCCAUCAGAAAGCAGCCUACGAAAUCCUGACCGAGCUCUACACGCCGCGGACGGUCAUGGAAGAUCCGAUGUCGCGCAUGAUUCUUGGCUGGUAUAUGCGCUUCGAUGUUUUUGCCGGGCUGCUGGGCGGUUUCGCGACGGUACUAUCCAGGGAGUGGUUUUCUUACGCACACGAUUACUUCCAGCACCAAGUUGCACGUGAACCGAACGUUCUGGAGUGGAAGAUCGAAUUUGCAAUCGCCCAACACCGCCUCAACGCCACGGACAUGUCACUGCUCUUUGCAAGAAAGGGCAAAGGGGAGAUCUCCACCGAACAGUUCGUCGCCGAGAACGAAGACAUCGCGCGAAGACUCGAGGAGUGGAAGACCAAGAUGGAUCCAGCCCUCCAAGAUAGCCGAUAUCUCGUCACGGACUUCUCCGGCGCGCGCCCGGUUCCCUCGGACGAUAUCGUGAAUCCGUACCUACCCGGCAUCAUAUACAGUGGGCCACUCUCGAUCAUGAACGUCGCGACCAUCGACUGGUAUUCCAUCGACCUGAUGCACAAGCUUCAGACUGCUCUCACGUUGCAGAAACAACCUAGUCCCGAGGUUGUUAGGAUCGCCUACGACUGCUGCCAGCUAUUCGAGGCCCUCGAGUUCUGGCCCCAGAGGCCCUCGGGGAUAGUGUUGGCCUGUCAGGCGAGCCUGGGAAUCACCUCCUUGUUCCUGCCGAAGGACGAGAGGCAUUUCAUGUGGGUACGCAGGAAGUUGGCCACGAUCGAGUCGAACGGCUAUAUAUACCCCUACACCUUCCGAAGCAAGAUGGCCGACCUCUUCCGCGACCGUUCGUGCAUGCACUGGUGGCUCCCGCACGACGAGAACUACCCGCCCAUCAUCCGCUCCAUCCGCAAAUUCGUCGAGGAGCGGACGUCUCCGGCGAAGGACAUCCCGGCGGAGGAUUUGCGAGACAUGAAAGCCAUCUUCGCUUCGCUGAACCUGGUCGAUGAUAAAUCCAGUGUCACGCCGGCGGCGUUGGGGAAGGGGAAUGGGGGGCCCCCACGGCUUGCCGUGGCUGUUGCGCGGGACUCGUAUGGCGGCCGUGACCACCUACCAGGCGCUCAACGGGGGCGCGAGACGCACGACCUCGGCUUUGAUGACGGGCAGGGGCAUUGGAACGAAGGACGGGGUGGUGGUGGAGGAGUGUACAGGGCCCCGGGACCACCUGGAUAUCGUUAA